AUGCGCAACGGUGCCAACCCUUUCCGAGAACUGAUUCCCAUGUCUCAAACUCAGCCUUUUCUACAACAUAUCAUCAUCGCCGUCUCAGCGAUACACUACUCCCGCGCCAUGAACUACGAAUCACGGUUAACAUCGCAGUGCUCUCUCGUUGCCAACAGUGCUCUCAUAGACGCAUUAUGUGCACGACAGAAAGCGAUCCAGGAGCUCCGGGGGGCGUUGGAACGUCAACGCACCCUUGGUGAGAAUGAUGAUCCAGCUGAGAAGGAUGCUUUGCUUGCUACCGUUCUCUUUUUUGUCAACUUUGCGCUCAUAGACUCGGGCAAGGAUGGCUGGAGAGAUCAUUUGAGGGCAGCUGGGAGGCUCCUGUCGGCACAGGGCAGUAUCAACUUCUUCACCAUGUUGCCCUCAUCGGAUGCUUCGGGGUUGCCUGUGUACAUGCGUCCAUCACUCAUUGAUGGAGCAGGCACCUCGCUAACGAAAACAAUAAGAACCGACCAGUCAACUCUUUCCGGCUUGAUAUUACUGUCGAAGCCUUUGACUGCAUGCGACUACGUCGCAUCAGAUACAGCUGCGUAUUACAUAUGGAACAACGCACUUGACUCGCUGGCGUCUUCGGCACAAAGCCUGGACUCGGACACCGAGGCUUCUGAAUGGGAUCCGAGCAACGUUCUCAACAUCUUGCUACGCACCGAGACCAAUAGCUACCACAGCUGCCCUGCACGACUCAUGUACAUAGUGCUCCGCGCGUCUCGUCUUGCGCAGGCAAAUAAGUCCAACGGCACCGGUGGCCCGGACAUCGCCCAGAGGGAGGCAUGCCUGGACCUGCUGAACGAAGCUCAGUCGUUCGACGUCGACGACUGGGCGAAAGCGGUGUGUGCUAGAAACGUCAACUUCCUUGACACCACCGAUGAGGUCGAGUUGGCUUGUCGCAGGUGUAUCGCAGCGACGUACCGCGCGGCCGUCUGCCUCUACAUUCUGCUAGUAGCCCAAGGGCUCCAAGCGCAGACGCGAUGGGAUACAAGAUACGCGGACAAUGAGAGCUUGCCAUUUCUCCCCACGACUGCGGAUCUCGUCACCACGAUCCUGCACCAACUCUCCUUCAUCCCGAAAGAAAGCCCGUUCUUCAAGUUCACCACCUGGCCCGUCUUUCUCACUGGAGUAGAGACGGCGUCACCGGCUCGGAGGGCAUGGGUUCUCGACCGGCUGCAGGCCAUGAGAGAUAUCUGCCCCUGGGGCAUGCUCACGUCUGCUAUGGAGACGCUGGCAGACAUCUGGCGGUUGAGGGACAGCGUUUCGCCAAAGGCUGGAGUCAAAGUUGGUGCAGCUCACGUGUCAGAGGAUGAGGUGGAGGCUGAAGAGGCCCUUGAUACCAGCGGGUGGCUUGUUCGGUUACAGAGCAUGAAAAUCGACUGCUUGAUUGUAUGA
Molecule: messenger RNA, 1425 nt
Organism: Anthostomella pinea
Lineage: Eukaryota; Fungi; Ascomycota; Sordariomycetes; Xylariales; Xylariaceae
Source: the annotation of a GenBank genome assembly